Molecule: messenger RNA, 1613 nt
Organism: Cuscuta epithymum
Lineage: Eukaryota; Viridiplantae; Streptophyta; Magnoliopsida; Solanales; Convolvulaceae
Source: the annotation of a GenBank genome assembly
CAAUUUUCCAAAUCGGGAACUUCUUCCGGGAGAGGGAUCCUCGGUUUCAGAGACGGGGCAGGCAGCGCAGGGAGCAAACGCAUCCGGCUUUAGGAUGCAGGUGCGGCUCAAGCGAGGCAUGGCAGCGGCGUCCUGUACGAAAUCGACGCCCUCAACACUGGGACUCUCUCACCUCGUUGAGUGGAGAUCGGGCCCAGACCUUCCGCCGGGCAGAUUGGAGUUUGCGGCCAGAUAGAAGUCUGCAAAGAAGCUUUCGUCCUAGGCAAACAGAUUGGUGCUCAAGCCAUGUUUGCAGCUAUUACCAGAAACAGGGGGAUUUCCAUGGAAGAGGAAUUCCUGGUACAAAGCAUGUGGGGGCAAUGGCAAGAGACAAUAUGAUUCGACAGGAGGAAAAUGGGUUUGAUAUUUUUAUUGAAAGCAAAAGUUUUCAUUUUGAAAUCAUUGAUUGCAAUGCUGUUCACGUUUCUAAAUCGAAAAAUGGAAUUUCUUCUGCUAUAAAUCUUGAUCUUGCUAGGGUUAAAUGGUUGAAGGACUCCAUACACAAGAUCUUUUCGGGUAAUAGAUUUUGUACUAGGAUGGAGUUGCAUAAAUCCCUUACUAUAUUUUAUGAUGCAAAUUAUUUUGGAGGAUUUGUCAGAAUAAUUGAGAGGGGAUAUGAUUCACUUUUUAUUCCGGAGGGAUGGAAUGGACAUGGGAUUAAUCUUUUUCUUUCUGGGUUAACAAAAGCAAUUACCUUGAUGAAUUCAAUUGCUUCAAAUAUAGCAAUUGAACAAGAUUCGGGUGAGGUUGUUUUGGAUACGAGGAGUAUGAAUUUGGACUUUCUACCUUUUGAUGGAGAUUAUCCUCAUUCUUGGGACACUGAGUUGUCCAUUUCAGGAGCUUUACUUCAAGUUGAUAUUGACCGUUUUGAAAAUCGCUCUUUGGAUUUGGUUACUAUUGAAGAUGUCCAAAACCCGUUGAUGAUUAUUGAACCUGAGCAAACCUCUGAUGAAUUUGUACAACUCAAGAAUUUUUUUCAUGACACUUUGACAAAUGGGGUGGACUCACUUUCACAUUACUUGCUUUGUGAAUUUGAGAGACUUCUUACUUCUACUUUGGGUAAUUUGACUAUGGGAUCCUGUAAUGAUGGAAAAACUUCUGAAAUAGAGAAUGCUACAGAACAAAAAGAAAACUCAGGUGGCGGUAUUAGAAGCGGUCAUGCUCAUCUAGGUGGGGUUUCUAGAGGCAACCUUUCUUAUGUUUUUGACUGUGAUGAAUUUUAUGGUGGUCCGGAUUCCAUAAUCUCGGGUGAUGAAUUUCUUGGUCAUGUCUCAGAAAACGAAAAAAGGGUUCCAUUUUCAACGAUGGAGGAUCUUUGGGACUCAGAUACAAAUGAGAUUAUUUGUCAAAAAGCACUAUUGGUUACGCCAGAUAAUUGCCUGCCUACUCAGAAUUUAAACACCCAAAAAAGAAUGUACAAGAAGAGGAAUCAACGAUCACAUCUUAUGAGAACUAGAUCUCAAACUCGAGCGGAACUAUGAAGAUGUGUCUGAGGGUUAAAGUUUAGUUUGGGAGGGUUUUUUAUUAUACUUUGGGUUGGGUAUUUAUGUUUAGCUUGUUUUUAAUUUGUUCUC